Colletotrichum godetiae is the source of this 448-nucleotide messenger RNA. RefSeq lists its product as uncharacterized. Bases 45 to 392 code for a protein of 115 amino acids. Lineage: Eukaryota; Fungi; Ascomycota; Sordariomycetes; Glomerellales; Glomerellaceae. The record is from RefSeq and is a predicted model, not a curated record. The transcript has a single exon.
GGACAACGCGAAGGUGAAAAAACAACAACAAACCAAAACAUAACAUGAAGCCUCGAUACACGAAUGGACCAGGCUUCCAGAAAGCAGGGCGUGUCUGCCUUUCCUAUCGUCCGUACCUUACCAAGGACUCAAAUUCCAAUUACCACCUCUCUCUCUCUCUCACGCGUCGCAUCCUCACACACGGACGGGAAAAAGUAUCUUGUACUUUUGGUUUCACGGCAUUUCAGGCGGCGCCCGUCGAACGAGCCAGCUGGCCAGGUGUACCCAUACAUACACACACACACACACGUACGCCCGCCGUCGCUCUCUCUUCCCAAGUUCCCACUCGUCCAACAAUGCACAGGGGUUCUGUCAGAGCUCUUGGCAUGACAGCAAGCUUGGCUGUGCCUUGAUUCACCGACUCUCAACACGCCUCUCUCUCUCUCUCUCUCUCUCUCUCCCUCCCUCC